Molecule: messenger RNA, 666 nt
Organism: Caenorhabditis bovis
Lineage: Eukaryota; Metazoa; Nematoda; Chromadorea; Rhabditida; Rhabditidae
Source: the annotation of a GenBank genome assembly
AUGGCUCUAGAAUUACGUGUUAUGACUUGGAUGAUGGCGAAAAAUUGUGUUUUGUGCGAACAUAUGAUCCACACGUUCAUUACACUCUGCAUUUACCGCGAUAUAGAACUGACGAAAGUGAUUUUGAUCAAAUCAGGGUUGAGUAUUGAUGUGGAUAGCUGGUUUUAUGUCGGUUUCAAGUACGAUGGAAAUUCGAUAAUUGCGCAGUCAAAAAAAUGGGCCCACAUCCUUGAUAUCGAAACAGAAAGUGAGAGUAUUCGUAUCGAUCCAGAAUACGAGAUAGAAUGCUCACGCUAUGUAGACAUCGAAUGCAAUUUGCUGUUCACUUCUUCUGUAUAUGGACACGUAAAAGGAUCAACAUUCAAACUGAAAUUCGAUAUGCCGGAUUUUACCUGGCCAGAUACCACAAGACCAGACAUCAAAAGUUUUAAGAUAUCGCCAGAGAGAACUGGUAGAAGAUACGCAGGGUUUUGUAUGGGAUCGGGAAAACUGUUAUUAUUUGAUUUGCUCACGCUGAAGGUAGUGCAGAUAUACCAAUUUUAUCAAAUAAAAUUGGAUGGAUUCGAAUGGAACCCUGUUCAGAAUGAAAUCGUCACCGUUGAUAAAAGUGGAAACCUCCAUGUUUGGAGAUAUGAAGAAGAAAGUGCUGAGUUCCUAUCCGCUUAA